CUGGGAUGGGGCUCGGGCUCGGGCGCGCGGGCGGCCGCCCCCUGACACCCGGACCAUGAGCGGUGCUCUGCUCCUCAGCCAGAGGGGCUUCUGCACACGGCUCGGAAUGAGCGGGUGGGAGUGUGAGGGGUCCGACCCCCCCCACGGCACCGACUCGCUGGUCAGGAACACACGUUACCGCAGGACGGCCCCCGGGUCACUCCGCCGCCCCGUCUACAUCCACCCGCCCCGGCACUACCCAGACAUGACGCUGCUCUCUGCUCAGGCCAGCUCUCUGGAGGCCACGGGGCUGAUCCCGCGGGAGAACCCGGAGCAGAAGAUGCUAGAGAAGCGAGCGAAAGUGAUUGAGGAGCUGCUGCAGACGGAGGCAGAUUAUAUCAAGGACCUUGAGAUGUGUGUGAGCACCGUACUCACCCCACUGCGAGAGAGCCAGGUACAGAAGGUGGACUGCGAGUCUUUAUUUGGGAACAUUCUCACUGUCAUCGACCUGGCCACGAGAUUGCUCACAUCACUGGAGGAGACAGACACAAUAGGCCCUGUGUUCCUGAGAUACCGUGACGAGUUGGAGGAGGUUUACAAUGUUUAUUGUCAGAACCACGAGGAGGCCAUCGCUUUGCUCGAGGUGUACGAGAGAGAGCCCGAGAUCCAGGCUCAGCUCAGCUCCUGCCUCCAGGAACUCCGGACAAUAUAUCGUCAGUGGGGCAAAACCAACUACAUAAACCUGGGCUCGUUCCUGAUUAAGCCGGUGCAGAGAGUGAUGCGAUACCCACUGCUGAUCACUGAGCUGCUGGGCUCCACCCCAGCCUCGCACAGCGACCACCAGCCCCUCGCACUCGCCCUCUCCUCCCUCAGGGAGCUCAACGUCCACAUCAACGAGUGCAAGAGACGCAAGGACCUAGUGUUGAAGUACCGUAAAGGGGACGAGGAUUCUCUGAUGGACAAGAUCUCAAAGCUGAGUAUUCACUCCAUCAUCAAGAAAUCCAACCGUGUCAGCAGCCACCUCAAGCACCUGACAGGCCUGACCCCCCAGAUAAAGGACGAGGCUUUUGACGAGGCUGAAAAGCAGUUUGGAGGCCUGGAGCGGCUGAUAAAGUCCUUCGUCCGGGAUGUGUCCCUGUACCUGCAGCACAUGAGGGAAUCGGCCUCAGUGACGGUUUUAGCUGCGAUGAGUAUGUUGGACCUGCACCGGGAGCAGAGUCGGACCGAUCUCGAGAGUUUCCAUCGCGUUCAACGCUGCAUCAGCGACAAACUCUUCACCGACUUUAAGGAGCGUACAGAGCGGUUGGUGACCGGGCCGCUGAGUCAGCUGCUGACCAUGUUUGCGGGGCCGCACAAGCUGGUGGGGAAGCGCUUUGACAAGCUGCUGGAUUACCACACAUGCCGGGAGCGAGCGGAACGCCUGGGUGGCCGCCGGCCGCUGGAGGAGCUGCAGGCCGCUCGCAACGACUACGAGGCCCUGAACGCCCAACUGCUGGCCGAGCUGCCGACCUUCCACACCAAAGCCCAGGACCUCUUCCUCGCCUGCGUCCGCAGCUUUGCCGAGGCUCAUCGCGAGUUCGUGAGGGUCACGCUCGAUGAACUCGAGCCGCUGGCUCAGAUGACCGCUCUGGGUCGCAGGGACGCGAGCAUCGUGGCGAUGUUCCAGGAGCAGCACGGAGCUGUCCUGCAGCAGCUACAAGUCUUCAGCUUCUUCCCGGACUCUCUGCCCCCGGCCAGGCGGCCGUUCGAGCGCCGGGUGAUAGAGCGUCAAUCCUGCCGCGGGCAGCCGGCGGCACAGCCGAUGCAGACGGAGGAGCAGAGGGCAGGGCUACUGGCGCGGUUCGAGCCGGAGAAGCUGUACCAGGCCAAUCGUAACUUCAACGCUGCCCAGGAGCUGGACGUGACCCUACAGGAGGGCGACCUUGUUGCUGUCAUCAAACUGCAGGACCCCAUGGGCAGCCAGAGCCGCUGGCUCGUAGACAACGGAGUGAUGAAGGGCUUUGUGUACAGCUCGUUCCUGAAGCCGUACAGCCCUCGCCGGAGCCAGUCUGACAUCUCGGUCGGCAGCCAUUCCUCCAACGAGUCCGGUUACGGCGGCUCCUCCCCCAUCAUCUCCCAGCAGAACAGCAGCUCCCAGCAGCCGGCUCCGAGCCCCAGCCCCAGCCCGGCACAGCGUCCACAGGGCAACAGCAACAGUACCCCCAACCCCAGCGAACCCGGCCCCACCGCGGAUACGAGGGCCCCCUCCCCUCAGCGACGGAACCUUCCAGAAGCUCCUGCCUCCCCCCCGCGGAGGCCGGCACCGGGUGAGCCCUACGUGAGGUCCAACGUGUCGGACUCGCUGGUGACCUACUGCACCAUGCCGGCCCGGCGCUGCUCCCCCAGCGAGCCCUCACUCCCCCACCGGGCACAGGGUGCGGGCAAAACCAGGGGGCUGCGCAGGGCAGCUUCACAGGAGGAUUAUCUGGAGAGUGACGGUCGGGACCCCAAGCAGCAGGUUUACUACGCCCUGUAUGAUUUCCGCGCUCGCUGCUAUAAUGAGCUGUCGCUGAGGAGCCAACAGCGGGUGCACAUCCUGCGCUUUCACGACAGCAACGGUAACCGGGAGUGGUGGCUGGCCGAGGCCAGCGGCCGGAGGGGCUACGUACCCGCCAACUACAUCAGGAAAACUGAGUACACGUGAGCCGCUUGGGGAGGGGGGAAUGAGGUGGGGGUUAAUCCCUGUUAUCAGGGCAGCUGCAAACAAAAGGACCAUCGAUGGGGACCCAGCAGGAAAGGCUUCUCCUUCCUCUGAACCCGGGCAUCGCCUUCUUUGUGGACGUUUGUUUCAGGGGAACGUUAUUGUGUUAAAAAACUUUUUUAAAAAAAAGGAGAGGGUAAGGUUUGUAUUCGGCUGAGAGGGUUUAUGGGGGUGGGAAAGGGGUCUCUGUGGGACCUCGCUUUACUCAAAAUGGCCAACUUACGUCACUACCCUCAACACCGAGGCUCUCUGCAGAGUUUUGAUGUAAAACUUAAAGCAAAGCCGAAAUGAGGCAUUGCUUUAACUUCCCUUCCUCUGGCAGGAAACUGGGGGGAGGGGGAGCAGAGGUUGACCACAGGCCAAUCUGUGACCGUCUAGUGGUGCGGGUGGGGGGGGCGGUGGG
Callorhinchus milii (elephant shark) is the source of this 3122-nucleotide messenger RNA. RefSeq names its product dynamin binding protein. Lineage: Eukaryota; Metazoa; Chordata; Chondrichthyes; Chimaeriformes; Callorhinchidae. The record is from RefSeq and is a predicted model, not a curated record. The coding region runs from base 56 to 2662 and encodes 868 amino acids. The transcript has 14 exons. Gene Ontology annotation, biological process: intracellular signal transduction. Gene Ontology annotation, molecular function: guanyl-nucleotide exchange factor activity; protein binding. Gene Ontology annotation, cellular component: cytoplasm.